This is a messenger RNA of Solanum dulcamara, 3598 nucleotides long. Its product is annotated as probable sucrose-phosphate synthase 2. The record is from RefSeq and is a predicted model, not a curated record. Lineage: Eukaryota; Viridiplantae; Streptophyta; Magnoliopsida; Solanales; Solanaceae. Gene Ontology annotation, molecular function: sucrose-phosphate synthase activity; sucrose synthase activity. Bases 161 to 3349 code for a protein of 1062 amino acids. The transcript is spliced from 12 exons. Gene Ontology annotation, biological process: sucrose metabolic process.
CUCACCAUUUUCAAGAACACCCACAAAAACAAAAUAAAAAAAAAUAAUUCAAGAAUUUAAUUUUUUUUUGGAAAAAAAAUCCAUUCUUUGAUGUAAAGAUUCAAUCUUUUCAAUCUUUUAGUGAACCCCAUUGUUUUAUUUUUCAUUUUUUUGAGCAAAUAUGGCUGGUAAUGAAUGGAUUAAUGGGUAUUUAGAAGCUAUAUUGAGCAGUGGAGCUUCAGCAAUUGAAGAUAAAACACCAUCAUCAACAUCAUCACAUUUGAAUAUAGCAGAGAGGGCUAAUUUUAAUCCUACAAAAUAUUUUGUUGAAGAAGUUGUUACAGGGGUUGAUGAAACUGAUCUUCAUAGGACAUGGAUAAAAGUUGUAGCUACAAGGAACACAAGGGAGAGAAGUUCAAGAUUAGAGAAUAUGUGUUGGCGCAUUUGGCAUCUUGCUCGCAAGAAGAAACAGUUGGAAUGGGAAGACCUCCAGAGGUUAGCAAACAGAAGAUUGGAACGAGAACAAGGACGCAAAGAUGUUACAGAGGACAUGUCAGAAGACUUGUCUGAAGGGGAAAAGGGUGAUGCUUUAGGGGAGACACCAACACUUGACAGCCCGAGGAAAAGGUUUCAGAGGAACUUUUCCAAUUUGGAAGUGUGGUCAGACAGUAACAAGGAAAAGAAGCUUUAUAUCAUCCUAGUUAGUUUGCAUGGAUUGGUCCGAGGUGAAAAUAUGGAGCUUGGUCGUGAUUCUGAUACAGGUGGUCAGAUUAAGUAUGUUGUGGAGCUUGCUAAAGCACUUGCUAAGAUGCCCGGUGUCUAUAGAGUUGAUCUGUUCACUCGCCAAAUUGCGUCAUCUGAAGUGGAUUGGAGCUAUGGUGAACCCACAGAGAUGUUAAACACAGGUCCUGAAGAUGGUGAUGACACUGAUCUUGGAGAAAGCAGUGGAGCUUAUAUCAUAAGGAUACCCUUUGGUCCUCGUGAUAAGUACCUCCGGAAAGAAUUGUUAUGGCCUUAUAUUCAGGAGUUUGUAGAUGGAGCUCUUGCACACAUCAUUAAUAUGUCAAAAGCUUUGGGUGAACAAAUAGGUGGAGGCCAACCUGUUUGGCCAUAUGUGAUCCAUGGUCAUUAUGCAGAUGCAGGGGAUAGUGCUGCUCUCCUUUCAGGCGCUUUAAAUGUUCCGAUGGUCCUAACAGGACAUUCACUUGGUAGAAACAAGCUAGAACAGCUUAUCAAGCAAGCAAGGCAAUCGAAAGAGGAUAUUAAUUCAACAUACAGGAUAAUGAGGAGGAUUGAAGGUGAGGAGCUCUCACUGGAUGCUGCAGAACUCAUUAUCACAAGCACCAAACAGGAGAUUGAUGAACAGUGGGGACUAUAUGAUGGAUUUGAUGUAAAACUUGAAAAAGUUUUAAGAGCUCGUGCAAGACGAGGAGUCAAUUGCCAUGGUCGCUACAUGCCAAGGAUGGCGGUUAUUCCUCCCGGAAUGGACUUUAGUAAUGUUGUGAAUCAGGAGGACACAGCAGAUGCUGAUGGGGAUCUUGCAGCACUCACUAAUGCUGAUGGACAAUCUCCUAAAGCAGUCCCCACCAUAUGGUCUGAGGUCAUGCGCUUUCUAACAAACCCACAUAAGCCAAUGAUUCUGGCAUUGUCCAGACCAGACCCGAAGAAGAAUAUAACCACUCUCGUGAAGGCCUUUGGAGAAUGUCGCCCGCUGAGGGAGCUCGCUAAUCUGACACUUAUAAUGGGAAAUAGAGAUGACAUAGAUGAGAUGUCCGCAGGAAAUGCCAGUGUUCUUACAACUGUGCUGAAGUUGGUUGAUAAGUAUGACCUUUAUGGCCAAGUUGCUUUCCCAAAACAUCACAAACAAAGUGACGUUCCAGAGAUAUACCGUCUCGCUGGCAAAACAAAGGGAGUGUUCAUAAAUCCAGCUUUCAUUGAACCCUUUGGACUGACUCUAAUUGAGGCUUCUGCACAUGGACUUCCUAUGGUGGCUACUAAGAAUGGUGGUCCAGUUGAUAUUCAUCGGGCACUCAACAAUGGAUUGCUUGUGGACCCACAUGAUCAGCAAGCAAUUGCUGAUGCACUACUUAAAUUAGUAUCAGAAAAGAACCUGUGGCACGAGUGUAGGAAGAAUGGUUGGAAGAACAUACACCUCUUCUCGUGGCCCGAACAUUGUCGAACAUAUUUAACUAGAAUUGCUGCAUGUAGAAUGAGACACCCGCAAUGGAAAACUGACAAUCCGUCCGAUGAGCUGGCUGCAGAAGAGUCGUCCCUGAAUGAUUCACUCAAAGACGUGCAAGAUAUGUCCUUGAGACUGUCUGUUGAUGGAGAAAAGACAUCGUUAAAUGAAUCAUUUGAUGCAUCUGCAACUGCUGAUGCCGUACAAGACCAAGUUAAUCGGGUUUUAAGCAAAAUGAAGAGACCAGAGACGGGUAAACAGGAAUCUGAGGGUGAUAAAAAGGACAAUGUUCCUAGCAAAUAUCCCAUGUUGCGUAGGCGACUUAAAUUAAUUGUAAUUGCUCUAGAUUGCUAUGAAACAAAUGGAGCUCCUCAAAAGAAAAUGAUUCAGAUUAUCCAGGAGAUUCUUAAGACCAUUAGGUCAGAUUCACAGAUUGCAAGAGUAUCAGGAUUUGCCAUCUCAACAGCGAUGUCAAUGUCCGAAUUGACAGCAUUUCUAAAAUCCGGGAACAUCAAACUAAUUGAGUUUGAUGCUUUAAUCUGUAGCAGUGGGAGUGAAGUGUUUUAUCCAGGAACUUCUACCGAAGAACAUGGCAAGCUUUAUCCUGACCCUGACUAUUCAUCACAUAUUGAAUAUCGAUGGGGUGGCGAUGGCUUAAGGAAAACAAUUUGGAAAUUAAUGAAUACACAAGAAGGUAAACAGGAGAAAUCUGUAACUAGUGCUAUUGAGGAAGAUGUGAAAUCAAGCAAUUCCCAUUGCAUUUCCUACUUGAUCAAGGAUCGCAGUAAGGCAAAGAAGGUAGAUGAUAUGAGACAGAAGCUUAGGAUGAGGGGUCUUCGCUGCCAUUUGAUGUACUGCAGGAAUUCAACAAGAAUGCAAGUUGUUCCUCUGCUUGCAUCUCGGUCACAAGCACUCAGGUAUCUUUUUGUACGCUGGAGAUUGAACGUUGCAAACAUGUGUGUCAUCCUCGGUGAAACUGGAGACACGGAUUAUGAAGAACUUAUAUCCGGAACUCACAGAACAUUGAUCUUGAAAGGUUCUGUCGAGGAAGGUUCAGAAAAUCUGCUAAGAACAUCAGGAAGCUACCUACGAGAAGACGUCGUUCCACCAGACAGCCCCCUGAUCACCUACGCCGGUGGGAACGAAACAGUUGAAGAGUUUGCCAAUGCAUUGAGGCACGUGUCUAGAUGAGGCACAUAAAAAUGGUAUACUUAUACUAUUCCUCACAGAAGGAAUUAUAACAUACUAUAUACAACAGCCUUUUUUUCCUUUUCUUUUCCAUUUUUUGAGCUUUAAUCUUUGGCAAGUGUAAGGAAUGCAAUAAUGUGCAUGUCAAGCAUUUUUUGAUUACCAAUCCCAUUCUCUCUUAUGUUAUUUGAACAUAGACGGAUUCAUGAUUUAAAUUUGAUGUGUUCAAUCUUUAAAGUUCUUUGUAUUGAA